This is a messenger RNA of Glarea lozoyensis ATCC 20868, 1515 nucleotides long. Its product is annotated as MFS general substrate transporter. The coding region runs from base 1 to 1515 and encodes 504 amino acids. Gene Ontology annotation, cellular component: plasma membrane. Gene Ontology annotation, biological process: allantoate transport; tripeptide transport; transmembrane transport. The record is from RefSeq and is a predicted model, not a curated record. Lineage: Eukaryota; Fungi; Ascomycota; Leotiomycetes; Helotiales; Helotiaceae. Gene Ontology annotation, molecular function: dipeptide transmembrane transporter activity; allantoate transmembrane transporter activity. The transcript is spliced from 5 exons.
AUGUCAGAGAAAGCGUCACCCACGACAGCUUCCGUCGAAGAAAUAACCGCUGCUCCCUCGCUCUCACAUGCUAGUCUCGAUGAUCACUAUGAACUUUACAAAUCCAUGAGAGAUAUAGAGCUAGAUCCUCUGGAGGCGAAACAAGUUCUGAGAAAGAUUGACUUGCGGGUCCUGUCGUUGCUAAUGGUCACUUAUGUACUGCAAUAUCUGGAUAAGAAUUGUAUUAAUGUGGCUAGUGUAUAUGGAUUGAAAAAAGAUCUGAGAUUGGAGGGACAGGAUUAUUCGUGGGCUACCAGCAUGUUUUACGUUGGCUAUCUAGUCUUCCAAUUUCCCAUGGGCUUUCUUCUUCAGCACUUCCCAAUCGGCAAAUUCAUCUCAUCGACAAUUGUCGCAUGGGGUUGCGUGUUGAUGAUGACUGCUGCAUGUAAGAAUUUUGCUGGAAUAGCUGCGAAUAGAUUUUUUCUGGGCGCGCUGGAGAGUGCUACGAAUCCUGGAUUUGUGCUGUUGAUGUCAAUGUGGUACACAACUCCAGAACAACCUCUCCGUCUAGAAACAUACUACUCAACCGUCGGCAUCGCAACCAUGUUCUCUGGCCUCCUCGGCUACGCAAUAGGUCAUAUCAACACCGGUCUGGCUCGGUGGAAGUACAUCUUCCUAAUAUUCGGUGCCAUAACCACCGCCUGGGGUCUCGUCUCAUUGCUCCUCCUCCCGGAUUCUCCCUCAACAACCCGCUUUCUAACACCCCAUCAACGUUGCAUCGCUGCUUCCCGUGUUGCAGGCAACAAACAAGGAAUCAAGAAUCGCAAAUUCAAACCUUACCAAGCGGUGCAAAUGCUCACGGAUCCUAAGACUUGGAUAUUGUUCGUGAUGGCUGUUAGUGGGCAGAUCCCAACGGCUGCGGUGACCAGUUUCGCCAGCAUUAACAUUUCGAGUUUCGGAUUCGACACCCUAGGCAGUCAAUAUAUGUUGAUUCCUGGUGGGGCGGUACAGUUGUUUGGAAUGCUGAUUGGAGGAUGGGUUGCGAGUCGUUGGUCUGGGAUGAGAUGUGUGGUUAUGUGUGUUGCUAAUACCAUUUGUAUCGUUGGAAGCGGGUUGCUGGUUGGUUUACCUGUGCAUAACAAGUGGGGACGUCUAAUCGCCCUCUGGCUCUGCUACUUCCAGAACCUAGGAUUCAGCAUGAGUCUAACAAUGAUCUCAAGCAACGUCGCCGGAUACACCAAAAAACAACUCACUUCCGCCGUCAUAUUCAUCGGAUUCUGCGUCGGCAACAUUGCCGGUCCCCAAACGUUCAUCACCAAAGAAGCUCCCGGGUAUCAUACUGCAUAUCGCGCAAUGCUUGCUGCGUACAGUGUUAAACUUCUCAUGGUGUUCUUUUUGUAUGCGCAUAUGAUUAUGUUUAAUAGGAAGAGGGAUCGGGAACAAGCUCUUGCGCCGUUGAGUGAGAAGGAGGUUAUUGAGUUGGGGAUGCAUGAUGCGACGGAGUUUGAUAAUAAGGGGUUUAGAUAUACUUUGUGA